AUGAAACUAGAGUAUUAUACCAAGGCGAUACGUGCCAUCAACCUAUUUUUUGCACAGCAAGUACCUGCAUAUGUUCAUAAUCUACCUAGUAUUAGACAGUAUCUUGUACGAUGGACACUGAAUAUACUAUAUUUUGCCAUUGGAUUACUAUUCAAUUGGGCAGUUAGUGCCGUGCUUCGUCAAAUGCCACAUAUGCAUCAAUUCCCUUCAAACGUCGCAGGCAUGAUCGUGGUCUUCUUUUUGCUCAUCUGUGCUCAUACAAUCCUUCCGACAUACACCGACAAGUUUGUUCAAUUGAUAGACCCUUACUCUUCUUUUGCUCUGAGAAGUAUGAAUAUCAUGUUUGUACCUGCCGUAGUCGAAAUGGUACAAAACUCACCAACACCUGGUCCUGAAGUAGGCAGGAUGAUCUGUGUCUUCAUGGUCGGGUACUUUAUCGGAUUCAUCAUCACAACCCUCUUAGUUCGCGCCUCUCGCUUCUUGAUCUUUUAUCUUUUCAAUCUUGGCAAAGAAGCUUCCAUGUCCAACCCGCUCUCUGGGGAAAAGGCCGAAAUGCAUACCAACAGGAUAUUGAAGGAAGAAACUGUAGCAAUCGAUAUACCAGAAGCCAUCAGACAAGAAGCAAACGAACUUGUUAUCGUACCAUCGAACGAUAUGCGAAACAUAUCGGGUGAUGCAAUCUCUUCAAAUACAGUAACCGAUCGCUCUUCGUAUCUGGAUAAUCAUGUACACCAUCACGGCUGUUGCUGUAGUAACAGUUCUGCUCAAACGUAUAUUGCUCCCUCCAAACAUAGACAUGGUCCACUACAUAGCUUUGCUGUAUGGUGCAUGAAGGAAUCCAACUUUGACGACCUUUCCUUCUUUCUGAUAUUUUGCUUUUGUGCUUUUAUAUUCCUACCGCUUCCCGAAAACAAUCCGGCUAUGCCCUUCUUUAGGCUCUUUCUUUAUUUAUCAAUGACUGUUCUUCUAUAUUCCGCAUCCUGUAGGCUUCCACCAAAGCUUCGUAUUAUCUUCCAUCCUAUCAUCGUCACAUCUGCUGCCGUUAUGGCCGGUAUUGCUUAUUUUGAACGUGUCAAGGGGUUCGAUAUCAUACACGGUGUUGGUCUGUACAAGAGUGGGAUCACAUUUAUCUCUCUGGUCGAGAAGACUCAUGUUGGCUGGCCAGGUGCCGGUGAUAUAUUGGCAACGACAAUGGACGUUUCCAUCAUUUCAUUAGCAUUCAAUGUAUACAAAAACAGGCCAAGCUUGGUUUGCCAGUGGAUCGUUGUUAUCAUCUCUAUCGCUCCUGUUGCCUUUUUAGUCAUGUUCAUUACACCAAUGUUUGCUCAUGCUAUUGGCUGUACACCCGAUGAUAGUCUUGUUUGGAGCUCUCGAUCAGUGACAACCGCGAUUGGUAUCGUUAUCGGUCGGGUCUUAGGAGCAAAUCAAAGCGUGGUUACAUGCAUUAUUGUCUUUACUGGGAUCAUGGGUCCUAUCUUUGGUCCUAUCUUGUUCAAGAUCACUCGAGUGAAAGAAGAUGAUUACAUGACAAUUGGUAUUACCAUGGGAAGUCAUUCUCAUGGCGUUGGCACAGCAUAUCUCAUAAGUAAAAAUCCAAAAGCAAGUGGUAUGUCCUCUAUUGCUUUUGCAAUAUUUGGUACUUUAGGCGUUGUUGUAGCAUCUAUUCCAGCUCUCUCAGAUACCAUCAAAAGACUAUCAGGAUUCUAA
Rhizopus microsporus ATCC 52813 is the source of this 1707-nucleotide messenger RNA. RefSeq lists its product as uncharacterized. Gene Ontology annotation, cellular component: membrane. The record is from RefSeq and is a predicted model, not a curated record. Lineage: Eukaryota; Fungi; Mucoromycota; Mucoromycetes; Mucorales; Rhizopodaceae. The transcript is spliced from 4 exons. The coding region runs from base 1 to 1707 and encodes 568 amino acids.